Molecule: messenger RNA, 1141 nt
Organism: Galendromus occidentalis (western predatory mite)
Lineage: Eukaryota; Metazoa; Arthropoda; Arachnida; Mesostigmata; Phytoseiidae
Gene: Had1
Product: beta Hydroxy acid dehydrogenase 1
Exons: 6
Coding region: 162-1118 (318 amino acids)
Biological process (GO): fatty acid metabolic process
Molecular function (GO): L-gulonate 3-dehydrogenase activity; NAD+ binding
Source: RefSeq, a predicted model, not a curated record
GUGGCGGAGGCAGUCGCAUGCGGUCUCUUCCACUCCAAGGCGCGCCGGACCCGCAGUCGUCAGACUGACUGCCUGCUGUUCUCGUGUUCGCUGACGGACAAUCGCAGCUUUCGUCGUCGCCAGCACGCUUGUUUCAGCUGUGUCGUAGACUACGAAGCAACAUGUCGAAACCAAGCGAGAAAAUCGGCAUCAUAGGAAGCGGCCUUAUCGGUCGUUCAUGGGCCAUGCUCUUCGCCGGGGGCGGUUACGAUGUUCACCUCUUCGACGUCGAGCAGAAGCGGAUCGGCGAAGCGCUGAGCGACAUAAAGACCCAACUCAAGGACCUGGAAAAGAAGGGAAUGUUGAGAGGCAAGCUGAAUGCGGAGCAGCAGGCCGCCUUGAUCAAACCAGCUGCGACUCUCGAGGAGGUAGUGACAGGAGCUCUCUACGUGCAGGAAUGCGUUUUCGAGGACGUAAACUUGAAGCGGGAUGUGUUCAAGCAGCUGGACGCAAUCGUCGACGACAAGACAAUCUUGGCCAGCUCUACAAGUUGUUUCCCGCCAUCACAAUUCACGGAGGACCUGAAACACCGCGGCCAAUGUAUCGUCGCCCACCCUGUCAACCCGCCGUAUUACGUGCCUUUGGUGGAGGUUAUCCCUGCUCCGUGGACCGAUUCCCAGGUCACGCAGACUACACGAGCUAUCCAAGACAGGAUCGGCCAGAAACCUGUUGUUUUAAAUAAGGAAGUCGAAGGCUUCGCCCUCAACAGAAUUCAAUACGCAAUCCUCAACGAAUGCUGGAACUUGAUUGAAGACGGUGUUUUAUCGGUCCGUGACGCGGACACCGUCAUGAGUGAGGGCCUCGGAAUGAGAUACGCCUUCCUUGGACCUCUGGAGACCGCUCACCUCAACGCCGAAGGAACUCAAGAAUACUUCGCGAAAUACGCUUCGGGUAUCAUACGUGUCUCGAACACGUUCAAAGGCAUCCCCACGUACUCGAAAGAAACCACUGACGUUGUCGAUCAAGCCCUCAGUGCUAAAAUGCCGGUAGCUGAACUGACAAAAUGGAGGAAGUGGAGAGACACAAGGCUCGCUCUCCUGUCCAAGCUCAAGAGGGAUGCUGACAAAGAAAGCGAAUAAACAUUUCAGUCUAUAUCAAACAA